This is a messenger RNA of Saitoella complicata NRRL Y-17804, 744 nucleotides long. RefSeq names its product galactosyl transferase. The record is from RefSeq and is a predicted model, not a curated record. The annotation marks the transcript as partial. Gene Ontology annotation, biological process: protein N-linked glycosylation. Gene Ontology annotation, molecular function: glycosyltransferase activity. The transcript has 2 exons. Gene Ontology annotation, cellular component: Golgi membrane. NCBI's taxonomy places the organism in Eukaryota, Fungi, Ascomycota, Saitoellomycetes, Saitoellales, Saitoellaceae.
GUGGUAAUGCUCUUGGCGUCCGACGGAAAGGGAAGCAAUGGUGGUAUCGUUGGAUUGUUGGACAAGGCAAUCGAAGACAGGACGGCGUACGCGAAGUAUCAUGGAUACGAUUUUAUGUUCACCAACACUACCAAGUACGACCUCAGCAGGUUCGGCGACAAGAUUCACCCCGUAUGGGCCAAGAUUCCUGCUAUCAAGGACGCUUUUGAUACCUACCCUGACGCCGAGUGGGUUUGGUGGCUCGACCAGGAUGCGAUCAUCAUGACCCCUCAGAUUAACUUGUGGGACCAUAUCCUUUCACCCAAGGCCAUGAAGCAAAAGUUGUUGAAGAACGAGAUGUUCAGGGUUUCCGGUGGGCGUGAGAUUGGCAUCAGGACUCCUGCUGAGAUCAACCCUGACGAGAUCAACUUCAUCGUCGCCAACGAUCAGAACGGAUUCAAUGCUGGUUCGUUCCUUAUUAGGAGAAGCGAGUGGACGGAGUGGUUGUUGGAGAAUUGGCUCAACCCUAUAUACGUUCAGAAGGACUGGCCUGGACGUGAGCAGGAUGCUUUCGGACACAUGGUUGAGUUCAACAAGAAGAUCAGAGACCACACUGGGUUGGUGAACCAGAGGUUGUUCAACUCGUACGCACACAUCAAAUGGGACUUCAUGGGAUUUUUCCCUGGCGAUUUGGUGGUGCAUCUUGCUGGAUGCUGGGUUAACAGAGAGUGCAAGGAGAUUUGGGACGAGAUGUGGGCAAUGAGG